AUGGUGCAACUUGUGAAAGAGAAGUUUGAUGGAUUCCAAAUAACCUACAAGAGAGCAGGGCUAGCGAAACAAAAGGCAAUAAAUCUCAUUUAUGGGGAUUGGGAGGGUUCAUAUGAACAGUUGCCUAAGUACAUGCAAGCUCUCAAGGAAUCAAAUCCUGGAACUGUUGUCGAGUGGAGAUUGUUGGAGAGUACCGUUCCUGGAACACAUAUUUUCCAACGAGUUUUUUGGGCAUUUAAGCCAUGUGUUGAUGGAUUCCGUCACUGCAGACCCCUUAUCACCAUUGAUGGAACUCAUUUAUAUGGAAAAUACAGAGGCACUCUAAUUAUUGCUAUGGGAACGGAUGCUAAUUUUCAACUAUUCCCCCUUGCUUUUGCGGUUGUUGAAGGAGAGAACAAUGAUAGCUGGUCUUGGUUCAUGGCUUGUAUUCGAGCUCGAGUUACAUAUAGGAAAGGGCUAUGUGUGAUAUAUGAAGACAUGCUGGUACUUGAUGGAAAUACCAGCAGCUAUGUCGAGCAUGUCAGCGAAAUUCGAGACAGAUUGGAGGCCCACUCAUCCUACUACAGUUGUGGUCGUGGGAGCAUAUUACUAUUGGCCGACCAUACGUUAGGAGACCUCGAGAUCCGCCACAGGAGGACCUUGAGGAUGAGGAUGAGGAUGACAUUUUGGGGACUCAACAUCGGCGAGGUAUUGACCCUUUGGCGUGCAGGUACAAUGUUUGCUUCAAAUUCAUGUUCUUACAGUUCUAUCUCUCAAGAAUUAUUAUUAACGAGUUUUUACAGGUGGUUACGUGUCCAUCUCUCGUGUGCGCAUACUGCUUCUGGACUACCAUACUACAGAGAUGCGUUUGACCAUCAGCGCGAGGACCAGAUGAUUUGGCAGCCAUAUACUGAGGCAGUGAUGGACCGACUUCCAGAGAUUUGUCGCUCUGACAUGCACAUCUGGCGUACACGAGCACCUCUGAUUUUCUUUGAUGUCGUUAAGUUCCACCUCCCAGACCGAGUCCUUCGUCAGUUCGGGUUAGAGAAGCCGAUCCCAUGUUAGGUUUUAUAGUGAUUUCAAUCAAGAAAACACUCAAUAAAG
Chenopodium quinoa (quinoa) is the source of this 1083-nucleotide messenger RNA. RefSeq lists its product as uncharacterized. The record is from RefSeq and is a predicted model, not a curated record. Bases 1 to 1044 code for a protein of 347 amino acids. The transcript has 3 exons. NCBI's taxonomy places the organism in Eukaryota, Viridiplantae, Streptophyta, Magnoliopsida, Caryophyllales, Amaranthaceae.